CUUUUGUAGCUACCUGGUGCUUUUCCUGCACCUUGACGCUCAGGUACGGAUUCUGUCGAAAACUUUCCCGAAAUUGUGACAUUUUUAUGAGCGGAUUUAAUACAUGGGACUUUCAUAAUGGAUUAGGAACAGAACAUUUUAAUGUAAGGUCCCAAGGACAACUUUAAACAUCGGAAGUGAGUUGCUGGACGCACCGUGUAAAAUAUCUUGGAGGCAGUCAGUCAUGUCCACCGGCAGCAGCCAGAAGUCGUCCUACGAGGAGCGCUGCGUGGACCCGGUGGAAGAACGUCUCCCGAUCCCGGAGCCCAGGACGCUGCAGAAAGCUCACCUGAAAGACGCUAACGGGAAAGAGUCGGAGACCAUCGGCUUCAUCCCCGGUUCGGCCGAGCCUGCAACUGCAACGCAAACCUGCAACCCCUGCGCCCCGCCGAGCAGCUGCAGGGACUUUGUGUGCAGCCUCCUCACCUGUGGACUGUACCGAGUCUGUCAGCGGUCCAUCUUAGCCCCGUGCAUCGGGCCCAACGAGAGCUCCCCGGAUGAACCAGAGAAGGUGAGCCUUCGAUCUUUAAAUGCAGGAGGAAACAGAGAAGAGGACAGCGGGGACUGGCUUGGAGACGUCCUUAUCGCUGGAGUAAAAGUCAACACUUCAAGAGAGUAUCUAGAUGAAGACAGAUCUCCGUCCUACGUGCCUUCAACCGUAGGUCACACACAUGCGUCCCUGCACGAGUCCAUGAGGUUUGACGACUGGGAGGACAGCGAGGAGAACGUGGACUCUCUGAUCACCAAGAAGCUGCUGGAGCUGUACUCGGAGUACCAGAUCGAGGAGUUGGCCCGGUGCACCACGGACUCUGUGUUCCUGAGGAAGAGCAAGGCCAUCAACCAGUUGAUCAACUCACUUGCGGAGGAGCACAAGAUGGGCGAGCAGGAGGCCGAGUGCAGGCUAGUGCGCGGCAUCAUCCGCAUCAGCACCAGAAAGAGCUCCAAGAGGAGGCCGAACGUCUCCCGCGUGGAGAGGACGCUGUCAGACAGCGGCAACGAGACCAUGAGGGAGAGCGACUCGUUUUCCUUCAGCAACAACAAUGACUACAAAUCAAAUCCAAACAUCCAGAUAUCAGAGCUGACUUCCUCUGACAAGUGUGCCAGAGAGAUGUGGAGGACCAACGGAGGUCGCACCUCCAGUUCUCCCACAGCCUACUCCCCCUCUCACACAGAGACUAACUCCUCAGGUGUGCCUCUCAUUCGCACCUCUGUGAGAACAUGAGUCUGCAGAUUUUAAGCUUGAAUUAUUAUUGGUCCUGCCGUUGUCCACAAGGUCACGUUACGGGACGCUGAAAGGUGACACUUCCUGCACAGGAGAGACUUUCUGAGCACAGCUUUCUGCAGGAAAAAAGAAAAUGUGAAAACACUUCUCAUUGUGUGAAGGACGUCCGUGAACUCAGGGUAGUGUGUAGAUAUUUAUGCUUGGAAAUACAAUGUUUGAAGGAUUGCCUGAUAGAGCAGGCAGAUAUCACCAGCAGCUCCUUACUGUGUCACCCUGCCAUCGUCCUUGAAGGAGUGAAACCUGACUCGUUUCGACUCGCUCUCUUCUUUUGUUCUGCAAAGACGCAUUUCAUCAUCUUCUACACGUCCUAUAUUUGAUUUUUAAACUGUGUGACUUUUAAACUGUAUUCAAUGCUCUUAAUUCAGUGGUUAUGCGUGACAUAUUUACAGUCAGUGAUUCUAGAUGAAUGAUCCUAAUUUAUGCUUUGAUAGUUUUGCCAUAUUUCAUAUUGAUGUGGCUACAGUGUGAAACAAUGAAGUAGUUAUGUUUGUUUAGGAAUGAAAAGCAGUUUUGUAAAUGGCUCAAAUCCUUUUAUUGUAAAAGUUUUGUUGUGAAAUACACUAAAAAUAAUAAUGACAACUGUAAAGAUUUCUGGGAAUUUGUAUAUAUGCAUUCUUGCAAGAGCUAAUUGUACACCGAAGUACAGAAACCAAAGAAGUUGUAAUUUUUCAGUGCGUUAUGAAUCAAACCAUGUCUUGGAUACAAUUUGCUUUGGUGUAAUUGCAAUAUACAGACCAAACCGGGUUCCUAAAUAACUUCAACAUGAUGUAUUUUUGUAAAAAUGUGGAGGUCUGUCUGCAUGACGACAUGCAACAACUUUUAAAAUGCGGUUUGCUUUCGAUCGGAGCUAAAUGCUAACCCUUUAGCCGAACCAUUAGCAUAGUCAGUCAGUAGGGACUUGGACUGGGAACUGUAGGGUUGGACUGCUACUUGGAGAGGUCCCAAUUCACUUCCUGGGCCGUGCCGUGGUGCCCUUGAGUGAGGCACUGAACACUGUACAAUAGCUGCCCACUGCUCUUAAUGCUGGGAUGGGAUAUAUUACAUUUGCUUUUAGCACUAAUCAUUGUUUUCCCCUGAGGAAGACGGGGUGAAAGCUACAGAAAAAGUUAGUGUCAAGACUUGUCCUCUUCUGUGAUGUUUAUGAUGUCCAAACAAUGUUUUCGAAAAUCAGUUUGAUGCAUUAUUGAUGGCCGUCCUGUCUGUGACUCGUAUCAUAAAAAAGGUCCUUUAAUCAGGUGUUAACUGCAGCUAGACUUCAGGUUUCAUUGUGAACAAUAACUCUAACUUAUUAUUGACAUUAUCCUGGGCUGACUCAUGAAGUGAAGGUCUGUGUUGCUUGCAGUGUUUGCUCCUGGGUGCUGAUGGGAAUUUGGCCAGCUGACUCAGUGGAAUUUAUCAGUGCUUGUUAUCAGCAUUAGCUUAUGGACCCUAUUAUAAUGUGGCAGGUAAUACUCGUCUACCGUACUCUCCAGAUUCUCUCAGUAUCUAUCCGCUUGUCUAAGCAUGAAGACUAAACUACUUAUGUGACAGAUAUAGUUUGGAUAACUUAACAACAUAGCAGGAAUUUGACUGCAGCAUCAGUGUCGUUUUAUUGAAAUGAUGUGAAACUGGUUGCUCUGGUUUUGAUCAAGAGACAUAGAUGCUAUGUCAAAGUGAUUAAUGUGUCAUAAAAACAGUCCAAUAAUUGUUGGAUUCAUACUUUGCGUGAUGUUUGCAUUCGAAUAUUCAGAAGGUUUUGCUGUAAUUGCUUGUGCUUGCGCAAAGAUUUCAUGUUUUCUGCAGAUGUGUUGUGCCUGUGUUGCCAGAAACCUAUCUUUUAACUGUAAAGACAAUAAAGUGAAUGAAGUGAAAGUAAAA
Eleginops maclovinus (Patagonian blennie) is the source of this 3178-nucleotide messenger RNA. RefSeq names its product keratinocyte differentiation factor 1b (gene kdf1b). Gene Ontology annotation, cellular component: cell junction. Gene Ontology annotation, biological process: keratinocyte development; regulation of epidermal cell division. The coding region runs from base 224 to 1261 and encodes 345 amino acids. The transcript is spliced from 4 exons. The record is from RefSeq and is a predicted model, not a curated record. Lineage: Eukaryota; Metazoa; Chordata; Actinopteri; Perciformes; Eleginopidae.